Molecule: messenger RNA, 756 nt
Organism: Syzygium oleosum
Lineage: Eukaryota; Viridiplantae; Streptophyta; Magnoliopsida; Myrtales; Myrtaceae
Product: protein PSK SIMULATOR 1-like
Exons: 1
Coding region: 37-756 (239 amino acids)
Biological process (GO): positive regulation of growth
Source: RefSeq, a predicted model, not a curated record
CAUCAGCAGUCCUCGCUGAGGGAAAAGCAUGUACCGAUGAAACAGUCAAAUUACACUGGGCCUUUCAAAGGGUGCAUUAAUGUGGAAACCGAUUCUCCCCUUAUCGACAGUUAUUGCAGAACAGAGAUGGUUGAAUCGACGAGAGCAACAAGUGUGUCUGGAAAUGAUGUCAGAAUGAUGGACUACAAAGAUGUGAAGACGUUGAUCGUGAGCAACAGAAUUUACUCUAAGCUCGCAUCUUUCUAUGCCAAGUGCGGGUGCUUAAUCACCCCCCCUCAAACUCUUGGCCAUGCCGCCUUAGCUGUGCACUACGCUAAUGUGAUUGUUCUAAUUGAGAAGCUAACGUCUUCCCCUCACUUGAUCAGCCUCGACAUGAGAGAUGACCUCUACCAUAUGUUGCCCGCUUCCAUUAGAAACGCUCUGAGGGCCAGGCUAAGGUUGCAUAAGAGUUUGGUGUUGAUGGUGCAUGAUGGUGCAAUCGUGGAGAAAUGGAGGACAACGGUGGCGCAAAUGCUGGGAUGGCUAGCUCCGCUUGCUCACAACACAAUAAAAUGGCAAUCAGAGCGGAGCUUCGAGAAGCAGAAUUGCGAUUCUGGGGCGAACGUGCUUCUAGUACAGACGCUGUACUUCGCAGACCAACCAAAAACCGAGGAUGCGAUUGUAGAACUUCUGGUGGGUCUGAAUCAUAUAUGCAGGAUCGGCAGAGUGAAAGUGAGAGCUGAGAGGUUUUUUGGGGAGACUAAGUGCGGCACUUAG